AUGACCCAUACGCACGCUGUGCCUAGUUCCCUGCGCCAGAAAUCUACUGACGGAUCAGCAGCAUCCAACAUCCUUCGAGAGACAACUUCAUUAUUGUGGGCAUCAGAGCAAGUUCCAGAUGGCCACAGCGAUGACAGGGGAGAACCGGACUCAUCUGGAAGUUGGCAAAGCGAGCUCAAAUUCCUGAGUACCAACUCGAGCUUUCUCGUGUUGGCAUCCCUCCUCUACUACUCAGUCCCUGUUACAAGCAUCAUUAUCGCGGGGAGGCUUGGGCCAUCUGAGCUUGGUGCCGUAAGCCUUGCCAACGUGACUUCGAAUGUCACCGGAAUAGUGGUUUUUCAAGGUCUCGCUACCACACUUGAUACACUCUGCGCUCAAGCCUAUGGAUCUGGAAACUUCGCGCUAGUUGGUCUCCAUGUGCAGCGUAUGACCUUUCUACUUUGGUGCAUCAGCAUACCUGUUGCUGCUCUCUGGUUCAACGCUUCGGGGGUUUUGAGCAUUAUCAUCCCGGAUCAAAGAGUUGCGCAGCUCGCCGGGCUAUACUUGAAAGUGUUGAUCUUGGGAGCCCCCGGUAUUGCGCUCUUUGAGACUGUCAAGCGAUAUCUACAAGCCCAAGGCCACUUCGCUGCCAUUUUAUAUACGCUAGGCGUGGCUACCGCCGCGAAUAUCUUCAUGUCCUGGCUGCUUGUAGUGAGGUUAUCCUUUGGUUUCAUUGGCGUGCCACUCGCCGUCGUGGCCACAUAUAACGUGCUGCCGCUCCUACUCAUCGUUUACGUUCUCCUAUUUGCAGACCGAGAAUGCUGGCCGGGGUGGAGCCGUAGAUUGUUCCAUGACUGGAUGCCUAUGAUCCUGCUCGCCCUUCCUGGUCUUUGCAUGAUUGAAGCCGAGUUUUUGGCCUUUGAAAUCCUCACUCUCGCAGCAUCUUACCUAUCCACGAAACACUUGGCCGCGCAGACGAUCAUGGCCAGCCUGAGUGGAAUUUUCUGGCAGCUGCCAUUCCCAACGAGCAUCGUGGCCACAACUCGGAUUGCAGAGUUGAUUGGCGCUGGCAAGGCAGAUGCAGCGAAAUUAAGUGCAAAGACUGCAACUGUAGUCUCGAUGGGAAUAGGCGCCUUCAAUGGUGUGAUCUUGUCCCUACCACAGAUGAGGCGGUACAUUCUACCCCUGUUCACGGGAGAUGAGGAAGUCACUGAAUUAGUUGCUGGUGCGCUUCCUAUAUUAGCAGCUAUGCAGUUUUUUGACGCAACUGGUGCGAAUGGAAAUGGGAUUUUGAGGGGCUUGGGAAGACAGAGAAUUGGCGGAUUUGUGAGCCUAGCAUGUUUUUACAUUUUUGCACUGCCUUUCUGCUUUUUCAGUGCAUUUUACCUGGGUUGGGAACUGAAGGGAUUGUGGUCCGGAGUGACAAUUGCACUCUCUAUGGUGGUGGCUCUCGAGGGAUGGUAUCUUAUUACUACAGACUGGGAUACUUGUGUACUCGAUGCAGUAAAUAGGAACUCGGGUGGCGCAGUUUUCGUUGAGGAAUACUGCUAA
Molecule: messenger RNA, 1530 nt
Organism: Penicillium lagena
Lineage: Eukaryota; Fungi; Ascomycota; Eurotiomycetes; Eurotiales; Aspergillaceae
Product: MATE family efflux transporter
Exons: 2
Coding region: 1-1530 (509 amino acids)
Biological process (GO): xenobiotic detoxification by transmembrane export across the plasma membrane
Cellular component (GO): membrane
Molecular function (GO): xenobiotic transmembrane transporter activity; antiporter activity
Source: RefSeq, a predicted model, not a curated record